Molecule: messenger RNA, 752 nt
Organism: Ixodes scapularis (black-legged tick)
Lineage: Eukaryota; Metazoa; Arthropoda; Arachnida; Ixodida; Ixodidae
Product: soma ferritin
Exons: 3
Coding region: 164-682 (172 amino acids)
Biological process (GO): intracellular iron ion homeostasis; iron ion transport
Cellular component (GO): cytoplasm
Molecular function (GO): ferric iron binding; ferrous iron binding
Source: RefSeq, a predicted model, not a curated record
AAAAGGGCUCGUCCCCCGUCCGCGGCCAUGUUUUGGUCGGUGUUUUGCUUCAACAGUGAUUGAACGAGCAUCGCCAAACGGUUCGCCUUCCUCCGUCGCUAACCUCUCUAUUAUUGCAGCAGAAAACAGCCCUUGAGCUCGUGCCGAGAACCAUUCAGCGAAGAUGGCCGCCACUCAGCCCCGCCAGAACUACCACGUCGACUGCGAAGCUCGCAUCAACAAGCAGAUCAACAUGGAAUUCUACGCCAGCUAUGUCUACGCCUCCAUGGCCUGCUACUUCGACCGUGACGAUGUGGCCCUGCCCGGGUUCCACAAGUUCUUCAAGAAGUGCUCGCACGAGGAGACCGAGCACGCCGAGAAGCUGAUGGCGUACCAGAACAAGCGCGGGGGCCGGGUGGUGCUGCAGCCCAUCGCCAAGCCCGCCCAGGACGAGUGGGGCUCGGGCCUGGAGGCCAUGCAGGCCGCCCUGGAGCUUGAGAAGACCGUCAACCAGUCCCUGCUGGAGCUGCACAAGCUGGCCACCGAGAGGGACGACGGGCAGCUGUGCGACUUCCUGGAGGGCAACUACCUGAACGAGCAGGUGGACGCCAUCAAGGAGCUGUCCGACUACGUGACCAACCUGAAGCGUGUGGGACCUGGCCUGGGAGAGUACAUGUUCGACAAGGAGACCCUGUCCGACUGAGCCCCAGGCUGCGUGGCUCCCUCCCAGCUGCCGGGGCAGCUGCUGGUUUCCAAUAAAUAGUUGCAGACGA